AUGAAAACCUCUAUCAUUCUAACUUUAAGCAUCAUUUCGUCUGCUUUCUCAAAGAGUGUUCCUGUUCAUGAAUCAAAUGAAAAAUUUAAUUUUUUUGAUUUAGAAAACUAUAGUUCAUCUGACUAUUUAACAUCAUUUCAUGUGUCAAAGCGUUCAAGUGCUUCAUAUACAUUUUUUUCUUUUUUAAGGGAUUCUGUUGAUAUUUCUGCUUUAGUCUUAGGAGGCAAUAUAAAUGAUAGAGAACAAUGUACAGAAUUUCUAGAAAGUCUUUGCGAAAUACUUCAUCCGGAGUUACCAGAAGGACCCUUUACUACUGUACUCAGGAAAAUAUGUGAAAUUAAACAAGGAUUAAAUAAGCUUUGUCAACAUUUAACUACUAAAUCUCGUCAUACUAAUUUUACAUUGAUUGAAAAAAAAUGUAUUGACCUUGAAAAUAUACUUUCAAGUAUUUAUAAUAACUUUAAUCUAAAGAAUGGGCCCGAUAGACUAAAAGGAAGAUGUAGCGAAUUAGAAACAUUAUGUAGCGUCUAUGAACCCAUUUGUGGUGGAUCCGUUUCUGUCCUUUGCAAUAGAAUUUCUACUGAUUGUUUUGAUUUACGUCGUGAAGACCAUCAAAGUUCAUUUUUACUUCAGGUCUUGCAGAAUGAUCUUAGUGAUCCUGAGAUUUGCCGUAAAUCGCUUCAUGAUAGAUGUCUAUGUCUUAGUACCCUUACUCCUACAAUGGCAGAUGCCUGUCUUCUUGUAGAUGCUACAUGUCAAAAUCUUAUGAAACAUAAAGAACAGAAAUGCUCAGCUCUUGAAUCUGCUAUUUAUGGAAUAACCCUAGGUGAUUCAGAAAACUCAGAAGAGUCUUUGGAUACUUCAGACAACACAUUGGAAACCGAUUGCACGUCGUUUCCUCCUUGUAUUGAUUUUUUAUCAUACUGUGAUAAUUCAGAAACAAGAAAGCAUUGUCAACGUAUAAAACAAAAAUGCACUCAAGAUAAUUCAAUUGAGCAUUCAACGACCAAAGUUAGUCUAGGUGAUUGUGCAUCAGCUUAUAGUAAUGUGGAUUUGGAUGCUUUUUUUCAUAAAUUACAUGAUAAUCAUCUUCUAUUUCCAUUUGGAUACCCGAGUCUUCCUGAUAUUUUGUUAUUUCUAGUUUCAUUAAUGCAACAUCGUGGUAAUAUGCAAGCUAGAUGCCAAUCAUUUUCUUUUAGAUAUUGUGAAUAUUAUAGGGGGGUAUUUCCUGUUCUGCAUAGUCACUGUAAUAGCAAUUUUUCGGAAUGUGACAAUUUAGAUACUAAAGCAACUAUAGCUUGUACUGAUUUAAAGAAAAAGCUUCAUAAAUUAGGGCUUGUUCGUAAAGACGGUGAUCCCCCUAAGUUAUACCGUGGUGCGCAUCACGAUUUUAUUUCUGUAGGUGAAUGUGCAACUUUAAUGGCAAAGUGUCACUAUUAUGGCCAUUUAUGUCCUGAACUUAGAGGCCCAUGUAGAAAUCUAAAUUCUUUAUGUUAUAAUCAUAAUAGGGAGAGUUAUUAUUUGGAUAAGUUCUGGGAUAAAAUAAAAAAACACAUGACAUCACAAGGUUUGGGUGUUUCAGAUCUUUUGCAUCCAAAAACCUUUACUGGACUAUAUCCAUAUAUUUUAGAAUUAUGCUCUACUUUUGGUACUACAAAUGAGUUAUUUUUUGGAUGGUGUUUACACCCCCUUAAUAUUUCUCGAAUGCUUUAUUAUUAUUUUAAAUAUGAUUUUACUGGUUUUCUAAAUAACUUAUCAAGUGAAGAUGGAAAACUUUCUUUGCCAGAAUGUGCGCUUUAUUCUCCCAAAUGUGCUGUAUUCUCUGUUGUUUUUGAUAAUUCUAAGCAUAUGUGUGAUAGGGUAAAUGAAAUAUGUUUUCAUCAAGAUAGUUUUGAAUAUUUUUUCGGAAAUGACACUGAUUUUGGAUUUACUAAAAAUUGA
Messenger RNA from Pneumocystis jirovecii RU7, 1941 nucleotides. RefSeq lists its product as uncharacterized. The record is from RefSeq and is a predicted model, not a curated record. NCBI's taxonomy places the organism in Eukaryota, Fungi, Ascomycota, Pneumocystomycetes, Pneumocystales, Pneumocystaceae. The transcript is spliced from 2 exons. Bases 1 to 1941 code for a protein of 646 amino acids.